Condylura cristata (star-nosed mole) is the source of this 3891-nucleotide messenger RNA. It is a transcript of the gene CDHR2, whose product is annotated as cadherin-related family member 2. The record is from RefSeq and is a predicted model, not a curated record. Lineage: Eukaryota; Metazoa; Chordata; Mammalia; Eulipotyphla; Talpidae. Gene Ontology annotation, cellular component: cell-cell junction; plasma membrane. Gene Ontology annotation, biological process: homophilic cell-cell adhesion. Gene Ontology annotation, molecular function: calcium ion binding.
AUGGCGUGGUUGUGGGUGUCCUGUCUUCUGCUUGCUGCCCUUGUAGGGUCUGUGGCAGCCAACGGGGCCCCAACAUUCCUGCCCAACAUCACAUCAGUGACUCUGCCUGAGGACCUCCCACUGGGUGCCUUUGCCUUCAAGCUGGUAGCUGAGGACCCAGACCAGGACCCUUUGAGUUAUGGGAUUUCUGGUCCCAAUGCCUACUUCUUUGCGGUCAAUGAGAAUACUGGGGAUGUAACAGUGAAAAACCUGCUGGACUACGAGACAACAUCCUGGUUCCGAAUCACUAUCUCCGUGACCGACAAAAAAAACAGCCCAGUGUUGAAGGAACUACCGAUAAUUUUGGAGGACAGAAAUGACAACAAACCUAUUUUCCAGAACACCGACUUCUCUGUCAAAAUCAAUGAGACCUCAGGAAAUGGCUCCAUGGUGUUCACAGCGAAGGCUACAGAUGCAGACUCCGGUCCUGCAGGCACUGUGAAUUACAACAUAACGGAGGUCAUUCCUAACACCGAGGACAGCAGGAACCUCUUCAAGAUCCUGCCCAGUGGCACCAUCAUUCUUAAUGGUUGCCUGGACUACAACAACAAGAGCUCCUUCUAUCAGCUGAAACUGGUGGCCUGUGACUCAGGCGGUUGGUACAACAACACCAUGGUGACCCAGUGCUCUGCGCCUGUCUUCUUGUCCAUCUCUGUAGUCGACCAGCCAAACCGGAAACCCCAGUUUCUCAGGGAGUUUUACUCGGCUUCUGUGUCUGAGAAUGCAACUGUGGGAACCUCAGUGCUGACGGUGCAAGCCAUAGAUGGUGACAGAGGCAUCAAUGACAAAAUUACCUACAGCAUCUCCAGUUCCACAAAACCCUACGGGCACUGGUUUUGCAUCGGGCCAGAUAGUGGGGAGAUCAGGGUCAACAGUUCUCUAGACCGUGAGGAGUUGCUCGAUGAGGAUGAGGAGGUGCAGGUGGAGGUCACGGCCACUGAGGAAAACUUUGACAUCAAUGGGCAGAAGCCCAAUGUGAGCAUCUGGGUCACACUGAGGGUGACAGAUGUCAAUGACAACAACCCUCAGUUUUACAACUGCAGCCUCCCAGGCUGUAACUUUUCCUCUGAAAUGCCCUUAAACAACUUCACUGGCUGGGUAGAUGAGCAUGCCUCCAACCGUGUCGCCAUAGAGGGCCUCACCAUUGUGGCCUACGACCCAGACAAGGGCAACAACGGCACCUUCUGGCUGUCCCUGGAAGGCACUGAUGCAGAUGCCUUCAGCAUCUCUCCUGAGAAGGUAGUGGGCAUAGCAGAUGUGCAGCUGCUGGUGAAAACACCAUCUCUGGUGGACUAUGAGAAUAAGACGGAGAUGACAGUAAAGAUCACGGCUAGUAACUCAACCACACCGAACGACUCCAUUGCCUUGGUGACCAUCUGCUUGAGAGAUAUUAAUGACCACAGUCCCACAUUUCCCAAGGAACCGUACAAACUGAACGUCUCAGAGCACAGUCCAAAUGGCACUGUCAUCUCUAACAGCAUUCGAGCCACUGACCCAGACACGGGUCUGUGGGGCAACAUCACCUACAGUCUGCUUCCAGGCAGCGGGGAAAACAUCUUUGCAGUGGAUCAAUGGACAGGGGACUUGAUGGUAAUCAACAGCGAGCUGCUGGACCGGGAGAAGCAGCCGGUGUAUUUCCUCACUCUCCAGGCCAUGGAUGGCGGCAAUCUGUCGACAACCACCCUGCUGGAGAUUGUCCUGCUGGACAUUAAUGACCAAGACCCUGAGAUCAAAGGCUCCUACGACGUCUUUGUCCGGGAGAUGUUGGACAAUGUCUCCGUGACCAUCAUAGCUUCUGAUGGAGACCAACCAGAAACCAACAACAGCAAACUUCAAUUCACACUGUCUGAGAGCUUCAGCAAUUUUUCUGUGGACUCCAAUAAAGGGAUCCUCACAAAUGUGAGUCCCCUGGACCGAGAACACAUCGACCCCAGCCUCAAGGGCCGCUUCAUAGUGACUGUGAAUGUGAGUGAUUGUGGCGAGCCUCGGCGCAGCACUCUGGCCAAUGUCACCAUCAAUGUGGAGGACAUCAACGAUAAUCUCCCCAUCUUCAACCAGACCAACUACACCUUCUGGGUAAAUGAGACUAUCUCAGACGUGCUGGUGGGCGUGAUGUUGGCCUCGGACGCAGACCAGACAGAAGCCAACAACCGCAUCAGCUUCAGCCUGUCGGGGGCGGGCGCCAACAACUUCAUAAUUAAAGUCUCGGGGCCUCCUACUACAAAUUCUGGGCAGGCCAUGGGCAACCUCUGGCUACCUUCGGGUGUGAAGCUGGACUAUGAGACACAGGCUUCCUACAAUCUGACCGUGACUGCUGAGAACCCAGACCCUGGAGUGGGGAGCACCUCAGUAAACGUCACGGUGAAGGUGAAGGAUGUGAAUGAUGAGCCGCCCACUCUGAAUUUAGCCUCGCUUCAGGGUGUCUCUGUGGCUGAGAACGGCCUGCAGCACGGCCUGGUGACAAAUGUGACUGCCCAGGAUGUAGAUACCACAGCUCAACUGGAGAUACAGCUUGUGAACGUGAUCUGUACCAAUGCCAGUAGUGACAUGGGCAGUGUGUGCCACGACUGGUUCUCUGUGCUGGACAAUGGCUCCGUGUUCAUCAAUCAGAGCAGUGCCAUCGAUUAUGAGACCUGUGACCUGGUCACACUGAUUGUGCGGGCCCAUGACCUCAGAACAGAAAAUAAUUUCCAGGCUUACAGUGACAAUGGAAGCCUCCCCAUCACCAUCAAAGAUGUGAAUGACAACGCACCCUACUUUCUGCCUGAGGAAAAGACUUUUGUGAUCAUCCCAGAGCUCGUGCUCCCCAACCAGGAGGUGGCUACCGUGAGAGCCAAAGACAAUGACACAGGGGACAACGGAAACAUCGAGUUCUCCAUUCACCAAAUGGUUUUCAUCUCUAAGGAAGGCACCAUAAUUCCUUCCCCAGGCUUCUGGAUCUCUACCUCUGUAGACUCCAGUGUGUUUGUCGGCAGCAUCAAGCUGGUGACCAACCUUAAUGCCACUCGCCAAGGCACUUAUCAAGUGACGGUCCGGGCCCAGGACAAACCUUCUCAAUAUGAACCCCUGGAAGCCAAAAUCACCUUGAAUCUCUUCACUGUGGAUGAGAGUUAUCGUCUGAGGCUACAGUUCUCCAUGAACAAGGAGGACGUGGGCCUCAAGUCGGAAGACAUUAAGACGGCUCUUACCCAGGUGACCAAGGCUACAGUCUACAUCGUGAACAUUCAGAACAUAGACACCACCGCCCGGGCCAGAGGCCGUUCCUACAUGGAUGCCUACUUCGUUUUCCCCAACGGGACAGCCUUGACGCUUGACGAGCUGAUUGUGGUGAUCCGGAGCGACCAGGACUCACUGACACAGCUAUUGCAACUGGGGCUGGUGGUGGUGGGUUCCGAGGAGAGGCAGGAGUCGAGUCUGCCGAAGGUGCUCAGUAGUGUCAUCAUUGGCCUGGGAGUGGCGCUGGUGCUGGUCAUCGUGAUCAUGGCUGUGUCCCUCAUAUGUGUCCGGAGGAGCUACGAGAGGAAGCUUCGGGCUACAAAGGCUGCCAAGGAAGCCCGGAAGACAGUGACAGGUGUAAUUCCCUCAGUCUCUGCCAUCCCCGGGACUAACAUGUUCAACACUGAGAAGGCCAAUCCCAUGCUGAACCUCACCACCAACGACCUGGGCUUUGAGUCCCAAUCUUCCUCCAGUGACUUGGAUAAUGUCAGCAUCAACUCCCUGGAUGAGAAUUCUGUGGACCUGGAUAAGGACAAACAGGAAGCCAAGGCAAGAUGGGGCUGGUACCUGGGGUUUUUGAAGGGACCUACUACUGAGAUGGGCAUAUCUCUGCACCAGCUCUGGGAAGCCCCUUGA